UUUUCAUUGAAGCUGCUUCUCCCUCCCGGUCCACCGAAACAGACGGGAGCGAUGGAGGAAGAGUUAAAAUGCCCCGUUUGCGGUUCCCUCUUCAAGGACCCCAUCCUCCUGCCGUGCUCCCACAAUGUCUGCCUGGCCUGUGCUCGGAACAUCACCGUGCAGACCCCGGAGGGGGAGAACCCGGUGCAGAGCCGAGCCUCGGGCAGCUCUGACUACGACUACCUGGACAUGGACAAGAUGAGCCUGUACAGCGAGACAGACAGCGGAUACGGCUCCUACACGCCGUGCCAGCUCAAGUCUCCGAACGGGGUGCGGGUGUUUCCACCGGCCAACCACCACCGACACUGCUCCCUCACCUGCCCGCUGUGCCACCGGAGCGUCUCCCUGGAUGAGCGAGGGCUCCGGGGUUUCCCUCGGAACCGGCUGCUCGAGGCCAUCGUGACGCGGUACCAGCAGAACCGCCGCUCUUCCGCCACCUCUUCCUCCUCUUCUUCUUCCUCCUCUACGUCUUCCACAGUGGCGAAGUGCCAGCUGUGCGACCGCAACCCGGUGGACGCGACGGUCAUGUGCGAGCAGUGCGACGUCUACUACUGUAACGCCUGCCAGCAGCGAUGCCACCCGUCCCGCGGUCCGCUCGCCAAGCACCGCCUGGUGCCGCCGCCGAACCGAGCGGCGGGCGGAGGUGCGGCGAGCGGAGGCGGCGGCAGCGGCAGCGGCGGGCUGCUGCCGCCCGCGACCGCGCGGAAACCGGCGACCUGCGUGGAUCACGAAGCGGAAAACUUCAGCAUGUACUGCUACAGCUGCAAGGCUCCGGUGUGUAUGAAGUGUUUGGAGGAGGGGAAACACGCCAAACACGACGUCAAGACGCUGCCCAUGAUGUGGAAGCAACACAAGUGCCAGAUCUCCCAGGCCCUCAACGGGGUCUCCGACAAAGCUAAAGAUGCCAAGGAGUUUCUGAUCCAACUCAAGAACAUGCUGCAGCAGAUACAGGAGAACGGCGUGGAGUUCGAAGCUUGCCUCGUGGCCCAGUGCGACUCUCUGAUCGAGGCGCUCACCAGACAGAAAGCCAAACUGCUCACCAAAGUCACCAAGGAGAAGGAUUACAAGCUAAAGGUGGUGCGUGACCAGAUCACCCACUGCACCAUGAAGCUACGCCAGACCACCGGCAUGAUGGAGUUCUGCCUCGAAGUCCUCAAAGAGAACGAUCCCAGUGGAUUCCUCCAGAUCUCAGAUGCUCUGAUCAAGAGGGUCAUAUCAUCUCAGGACCAGUGGGUGAAAGGGGCCCUGGAGCCAAAAGUAGGCCCUGAGUUUGACCUCACCCUCAGCACCGACUCGCUGCUCCAAACCAUCCUGCAGCUGGACUUCUACCAGGGCAAAGUGGAGCCUGGAACCUCGGUGCCGGCGGCUCCUCUCCUGCAGCUGGAGAAGUGCUGCACCAGGAACAACAGCGCCACCUUGGCCUGGAGGGUGACUGCGCCCUCCGUCAGCACCAUCGAGGGCUACAUCCUGGAGCUGGACGACGGCAACGGAGGACAGUACAGGGAGGUGUAUGUGGGAAAGGAGACAGUGUGUACUGUGGACGGCCUUCAUUUCAACAGCUCCUACAAUGCCAGGGUGAAAGCCUACAAUGCUAUCGGUGUGGGGCCGUACAGCAAGACUGUGGUGCUCAAGACCUCUGAUGUGGCCUGGUUCUCCUUCGACCCCACCACAGCUCAUCGGGACAUCGUCCUGACCAAUGAAAACCAGACCGUGACCUGCAGCAGCUACGACGACCGCGUGGUGCUGGGAACCGCUGCUUUCUCCAAAGGCAUCCACUACUGGGAGGUCCGCAUCGAUCGCUAUGACAACCACCCUGACCCUGCGUUUGGCGUGGCGAGGAUCAACACCAUGAAAGACAUGAUGCUGGGGAAAGAUGACAAGGCGUGGGCCAUGUAUGUGGACAACAACCGCUCCUGGUUCAUGCACAACAACUCCCACACCAACAGGGCGGAGGGAGGAAUCGCCAAAGGCUCGACUGUUGGCGUCCUGCUGGAUCUGACCAAACGCACACUGACUUUCUUCAUCAACAAGGAGCAGCAUGGACCGACUUCCUUCGAGAACCUGGAAGGGGUCUUUGUACCCGCCGUCAGUCUCAACCGAAAUGUGCAGGCGACCUUACUGACGGGCCUGGACUGGCCAAAGACGAGCAACCAGUAGGGGACCCUCCCUCCGAGCCAACGAUGUCAUAUGCAGUCCGCUCCCACGCGGGCCUUUUCCCAGUCAGAUGGGAUUUACCCGUCUCCCAUUCUUAUCAAGGUGUUCGAUGUGAGACCCCGCUCCAUCAUUU
Cyclopterus lumpus (lumpfish) is the source of this 2326-nucleotide messenger RNA. Its product is annotated as E3 ubiquitin-protein ligase TRIM9. The transcript has 11 exons. Gene Ontology annotation, molecular function: zinc ion binding; protein binding. Bases 52 to 2196 code for a protein of 714 amino acids. NCBI's taxonomy places the organism in Eukaryota, Metazoa, Chordata, Actinopteri, Perciformes, Cyclopteridae. The record is from RefSeq and is a predicted model, not a curated record.